This is a messenger RNA of Branchiostoma floridae (Florida lancelet), 1967 nucleotides long. RefSeq names its product matrilin-2-like. Bases 127 to 1737 code for a protein of 536 amino acids. The transcript is spliced from 11 exons. The record is from RefSeq and is a predicted model, not a curated record. NCBI's taxonomy places the organism in Eukaryota, Metazoa, Chordata, Leptocardii, Amphioxiformes, Branchiostomatidae.
AGUUCAGAGUUCGCGGACACGUCUGUGACACGUCACACAUCAGCUCCUGCAAGGGCUGCCUUUGUUUGAGUCUCCGCCAAGACAGCAUCGCACGGGGCUCAUCACUUCUGAUAGUCCUGAGGUGGAAUGGGGAGAGGUGUGGAGUUCUGUAUGUGUGUACUAGCUGCAGUCCUCGGAGCAGGGAAAACAGAAGAGUUCCAGUGCCCGGCACAUAGCCACUACUCGGCGUGCGGUUCGGCCUGUGAGCCCACGUGUGCAGACCCGUGGCCGGCGUGUGUGCAGGCGUGUGCGGACCCGUGGUCGGGGUGUACACAGCCGUGUGUGGAGGGGUGCGUGUGUGAUGACGGCUACAUCCGGGGCUGGAACGGAACAUGCAUUAACAAAACUGACUGUGGCUGCUUCAGCAACGGAAAUUACUACAAGACAGACGAGGUGUGGCUGACUCCCGGGUCCCGCCGCUGCACGUGCCUCGCCAACAGCUCCGUGGCCUGUGCCGACCUGAGCUGUACCCGCUCCCGCCCUGCCCUGAGUGACGGCGUGGAUAACGACUGUGACGGCCGGGUGGAUGAGGAGCUGCUCAACGGGCUGGAUGACGACGGUGACGGGGAGAUAGACGAGGAUGUCGUUGGAAGUUGCGGGAUCGACAUAGUGUUUGUGAUCGACGGGUCCUGGAGUAUCGGGCCGGCGGUGUUUGAGAGAAUCAAGGGGUUUGUACGGGACAUCGUCGGUUGUCUGGACAUCGGGGAAAUUCAGGUUGGAGUUAUCCACUACGACUGUUUGCCGAAGUUAGACAUCCAGCUCGGCAGCUACACCAUGAAAACAGACCUCCAGGACGCCAUCUUGACAGAAAUCACUUUCGACGGGGAAGUGACGCGGACCGGAAACGCCAUUCAAUACAUGAAAAAUACGAUCCCGUUCCGUGGUUACGUCCCGAGAGCGGCUGUGAUCGUGACUGAUGGCCGGACGCAGCUGGAUGUAGAAGGGCAUCAGUUCCAUGAUGACUUUGCGGAGAGUGCCCGUGACGCGCGGGAUUGUGGGAUAGAGCUGUACAGUAUCGCUGCAGGACGUGAGCCCGCUGUGGACACGAGCGAGUUGGGAACGAUCACUAACAACCCUGCACGGGUGGUGCGGCUGGACCAGGACAGACCAUGCGCCAUCGCCAGCAUGCUGGUGAAAGAUCUCUGCGACGUGAACCAGCUGUGCCGGUCUAUCGGCGGUGUUUGUACCAGCGAUACAGACUUCUGUGCGGGCCCGGUCGUGCCGGACUUGUGCGGGGGGAACCUCACCUGCUGUGCCCCACAAGACGAGCCGUGCCGGGCCAUGGGCGGGGUGUGCCAGUUUGACGACCUGCCGUGCCCGGGACGGCACCUGAACGGUCUGUGCGGAGGGCCCGCCAACAGGAAAUGUUGUAUCGACUGCUGCCAGCAGCCAACAGGCACCACAGUCACAUACAGGAGCUUAGGCUGUUGGACAGAUAGCGACAUCCGUGCGAUCCCCCCACUGGAGGGGCUGGACCCCAGACUACAAGAUCCGUACCGUCUGCGAGAAAACGCAAUAGAGAAGUGCUACCAAGCGGCCAGAGACCGAGGCUAUGACGUCUUUGCUCUCCAGGACGGAGGUUGGUGCGCGGCAUCGUCUGCUGCGAGGCGAGCCUACCGGCAGUACGGGCCGUCCCAGCGCUGUGGGCCGGCCGGCAAGGGCGGUGUCUGGGCAAACAGCGUGUACGAAAUCAUAUAGUACAGAUGUGUGUCUACCACGUGUACGAAAUCAUUUAGUACAGCUGUGUGUCUACCACGUGUACGAAAUCAUUUAGUACAGCUGUGUGUCUACCACGUGUACGAAAUCAUAUAGUACAGCUGUGUUUGUACCAAUGUACGAAAUCAUUUAGUACAGCUGUGUUUGUACCAUGUGUACGAAAUCAUUUAGUACAGCUGUGUGUCUACCACGUGUACGAAAUCAUUUAGUAC